Parastagonospora nodorum SN15 is the source of this 1089-nucleotide messenger RNA. RefSeq lists its product as hypothetical. Lineage: Eukaryota; Fungi; Ascomycota; Dothideomycetes; Pleosporales; Phaeosphaeriaceae. The record is from RefSeq and is a predicted model, not a curated record. The transcript has a single exon. Bases 1 to 1089 code for a protein of 362 amino acids.
AUGUCUGGAGCUUCUGGAAGGAACGUCUAUGAAGACGGCUAUCCCAAUUAUCCCAAAGCCCCGCCAGCACCACCUCAAGGCCUGGAAAGUGGUUAUCAAGCAUUGUUCGCUGUCAUCCAGAAUACACCGCAUCUCGAUCGGCAGCUCAAUUUCUAUGGUGCUGUAGGCUUCAUCGUCGACCCCGGAGCGGAGCUAGCCGAUGGCGAGCAGUUACCGAACGAAUGGUUCAGUGCCAGGGGUGUGCAGCGUCAAGACCUUGAUCGGAGCGUUGCAGUAAGAUUACCCGCCGAUCCGUACAUGCAUGUCUGGUUUCACUCUUGGCACAACUUGGAUACAAAUGCGCAAUGGCCUCCUAAAUUCAACCAAAUUGGCUCUCGAGGAUUUACGCUCUUGUGUUAUGAUGUAGAGCGGGAACUCAAGCGCAUCAAGCAUCAAUUUCCUGGCACACCGGUGCUCCAGAAGCCGAUACGUAUCAAUCGAAAAUGGGGUCCCACAAUUUCAGCCUUGAUUCGCGACCCGGAAGACAACUUUGUUGAGAUUCUGAGUAUCGAUGGGGAUGCAUUCGACGAGAAGAAGGUCGUGCCACCCGGAUCUAACGACAAGGGUUUCCUUCACUUUCAACUCAAUGCUGGGCACAAAUUUGAGCAGCUUGGUACUUUCUAUCACGGCUUCGAAAUGUAUCACGACCACGGAGUUGACUACCGACCCCGCGUUGGGUUUCCACAAGGCUAUCAGCAUUUUCUUGACCAGAUGAAGGAUGCUUUCAACUUCGAACCACCAAAGGAUGAUCUCAAGCGUGUUGAUUUCUUACGCAAUGAUCGCGACUGCAGCCAUAUGCACCUCGAGAUACUAGAGACUAUACCUGAGAAGAACAAAGAUCCCGGACUGGACCCCACAUGGAGUCAAAAAGGCAUUGUACGCUACUGCAUUAAGUCUCCAGACUAUUCAGAGUCUGUGCGGACGAUAAAGCUAUGGCAGAAGAUUGCUGGUACCAAGAUCUAUGUGGAAGACCAGCGGGGCUGUCUCAACUGGGGUGAUUCCCAAUGGAUUUUCUAUGGGGAUAUUGAUGGCAACAUCCUGACUGCGUAA